AAAAUCAAUAUGGCUGCUUUGAAAUUCGAUUGACAUGAACAAUCAUCUCAAUGUUUUCUGGUAGCUUUUUUGAUCGAAAACAGUAAGAAUCAACUAAGAAAAGAGCAUUAAAAUAAAACGGGGUUGGUAUUGUUUUGCCCCGUAACUGAGAUUACACUUCAAUCCUAUGCAUUUGGUUUCAGAAUAGAAAUAUUUGGACAUGUUGGGCAAAUAAUUUUCAGGCCAGGCAGUUUCAGGAUACGCUAUAAGAUUGAGAUGUCCUUAUGAGCUGAAGUGAAAGAUAUAUCGUAAGUAUCAAGACUUGUGAUUGUUUACGAGUUUAAAUUAUCUUUAGGAGGUUCUUAACCAAUAUAAUAACACUAUUAUAUUCCGUUAGUUGGAGAAACUGAGUAUUGGUUUACAACCUUUGUUCAUAUAUAUAGUUAUUUUAACACACAAACUGUAGCCGUAAUAAGCUCACUUUAGCUUGUCAAAUGCUCAAAGCUAUUUCAAUGUAUUCUACCCAGAUUUAGACAACUUUCUAUAAACUUUUACCAUAUAUAUCGCAAUGCAAUUGCCGUCUGUCAAAUAUAGCUUUGCUCUCGAGAUUUUAGCAAUAUCACAUUUCCGGGUUACCCCCAUAACUUGUCAACGAGCGCAUUAUUAAAAGUCUUUAAAUAUCUCGAUUUUCAAGUACAAUUGUUCGAAAUUUACCAGAUUCAUUCACAUAUUAGUACACUGUGUACAUACAAACUUUUCAGGCGUUAAAACUUUACAAUUUUAGGGAAUUUAAGUGUAAAAUUUUGUUGUUUAUAUUCGCCUGUCAAAUAUCAUGCCUUUUGUAAUUAAAAUUCAACAUAUCUUUAUUCCAAUUUCCUGCCCUUUUAAUUGUGAGAAUUUUUGUAUUUUAGUAUUGGUAUUUAUAAUAUUUCACUCGAGAAGUUUCUUGGUUCUAGUCAAUGUCGUUUUUGGGAUAGUAUUUGGUUGAUUUCAAGACAUAUUUCCUAAGGUAUUUUCAAACUGGCAUUUAAUAGUUUAAAUGUCCAAUGUUUUUAUUAGCAUGCUAAUUUACUACAUUUUACUUGUUGCCUUUAAAUUUAUUCAUGACAGAAUUAAUUCUUUGAAAUUUAAGUUGAUUUAAUUUUUUUAUAUGCUUGGGGAUUACAGGAUCAAAAACCAAUACCAGAUAACAAUUUUAAAAUAUAUACAUAGGCAAAUAUAUAUAUACGAGCAACUGAAAUCUUUUACAUAUAAAUUAAUAUAUGGGAUUAGGUUUAGAUGGGGUUGUGCAUAUAUUGAGAAAUUGCCAAAAAAUUUAAGAAAUAUAAAACAUAAUCCUCCAAUAACUGAUAAUGAUUUUGGAGUAAAAUUGAAAUAUCUAUACUUAUUCGCAUCUUGUUUUGACUUGUAUCCUGGGUUUUAUAAGCUAUUAUAUCUUUGGAUUAUAUUUUGCUCUUGGUACCUAAUACUGUCACUGACAACUCUUGAAUAGUGUUUUGAAUUAAUAAGUUAUUAUUAUAGGUUUGGUAUAUAUAUAGGUUUGGGACAGCUGGUGGCAACAAAAUUUUAUUUCUCAUGUUUCACUCGCUACUCUGGUUUAAAUAAAUGACUACAAAGCCCAGUCGAAUUGUAAUCAAGACUGGGCUUUGUAAUAAUUUAUCUACACCAGAGUAGCGGGCGAAACAUGAUUGAUAUACCUGGUUGCAGUGAAAGAACAAACUUUAAAAUUUUAUUUAUUAUGACAGUUGCCAAUGAAUUACAUAUGAUAGGCAGAAUCAACAUCGGUGUCAGUUUGCCGACUAAUGAAAACCAGCCAUAAAGCUCUUUUUAUAAUUCCCUAAAUUGAAAGAUUUCUGAUGCUUUUAAUAGCAGUGAGGAUAUUGAUUGAGUAGCAUGCGCCCCCUACUCCCAAAAAGGCCACUCUUCUCCCUUGCAAAGGUAUCAGUGGACCACUCUAGGAAUGAAGUGUCAGUAUUUAAUGGUUAAAUGACUACAAAACUGUCAUUCAUUUUCUACACAUACUUGUUUUUCAGUACAAUGGAUGACAUUCAAAGUUAUACAGACAAACUGAGAAAAACCUAUCGACAAUCUCUUGGUGAGUUAAUUUAUGUGCCAUCUAAUGCCAUGCGUACAUAUGAUCAAUUCACUUUUCAAAGCUGGUAUGGUACACACAUUAAUAAUCAUAUUAACUUCCUUUAUUGAAAGUUUAUCCACCAUGAUAUAAAAUUGAUUUUUAAGAUGUUGUUCUACCAUUUACAAAACACGAGGCUGUUGUCUACUGUAAUGAUGACGAAUUUGAAACUUUAUUGGAAGAAAAACAUUGUGUUAAGGUACUGAUGCAUUAAUAUCUAAAACCUAAAUGUUAUUGUCCCUGGAAAACUUGGACCAGACAACUUGUGGGUGUUUAUAUGGAGAAAUUUUCAUCAGAUAAGCGAGAUCUCUCCUUUUUCUAGUGAAAUCUUGGCAAGCAGGCCAGUCUGUUUGUUUAUAUAGAUGCAUGGUAAUUUUUACUAUGCCUGCAAAAAAACUAAAUUAAUAUACAGGCAUGGUCUAUGUCGACUGAGGCCUAUCUUUCUGCUUGUUUGAUUUGUUUGCCUGUCUAUUUGUCAGAUCUUGACAAAGGAAAAGCAAAACACACAAAAGAACUAGAAAAGUGCGAAAGCAAUUCAGAUUCAUUCUUGAGCCCUCCCCUCCCCCCAAUAUUGAUUUGCUUCCGACAGCCUUGCAAAUGCCAGAACUCCGUUUUCAAAUGCCAGAGCUCCGUUUUCAAACGCCAGAACUCCUUUUUCAAAUGCCAGAACUCCUUUUUCAAAUGCCAGAACUCCGUUUUCAAAUGCCAGAACUCCCUUUUCAAAAGCCAAAGCUCCGCUUUCAAAUGCCAAAACGCCGUUUUCAAAUGCCAGAAUUACCUUUUCAGAAGCCGGAACUCCCUUUUCAAAUGCCAAAACUCAGUUUUCAAAUACCAGAACUCCCUUUUCAGAAGCCGGAACUCCCUUUUCAAAAGCCAGAGCUCAGUUUUCAAAUGCCAGAACUCCGUUUUCAAAUGCCAGAACUCCCUUUUCAAAUGCCAGAACUACCUUUUCAAAAGCCAGAGCUCAGUUUUCAAAUACCAGAAAUCCGUUUUCAAAUGCCAAAGCUCCGCUUUCAAAUGCCAGAACUCCGUUUUCAAAUGUCAGAGGUCUGUUUUCAACUGCCAGAAUCAAAAGCCACAACUCCGGCCGUUUUCAGCUUGAUAUAUGAAAAUUUCUUCGGUGCCUGGUUCCCUGUCGCAAUUUGCAAGCUUCAAGCGAAGCGAGCAAAUUUGGACCACGCAGGGCUAACUGAAAAUAUUUUUGCUACCUGCAAAAAAGAACCAAAUAUACAGGCUUGAGUCUUCAUGGGAAUUCUAAAGUAUGAAACUACUUGACCACUAGAGGUAUCACUUGAGUCUGUUAAAAUCAGAAGGAAAUUUAUUGUGUUCAUAUAUACUUGCUGAAACAAAAGAAUUUACAGAAUUAUCAGACCUACGAUAAUUUCAAAAUUAAAAUAAGUUUAUCGAAGUUUAGAAUUGAUUUUCAUUGGUUGAAAAUCUAUUGUAUGUUUUACAUCUAUUUUGUAUAGGAUUUACAGGCGUGUAUAUAUUUACUGGAAAGACACAUUGAUUUACAGCAAGAGAUUAUUCAAGGCCUGACACACUUGCAAGAAUUACAUAAGUAAGCAAGUGCAUUAUGGUAAAACGUGAUAAUGCAUGAGAGUUGCGUGCGAGUUGCGACAGAGAGUUCCGCGAAAGUUGCGUGAGAAAGUUGCGUGAGAGUUGCGUGCGUGUUGCAUGCGAGUUGCGACAGAGAGUUCCGCGAGAAAGUUGCGUGAGAGUUGCGAGAGAGAGUUCCGUGCGAAAGUUGCAUGAGAGUUGCGUGCGUGUUGCAUGCGAGUUGCGACAAAGAGUUCCGCGAGAAAGUUGUGUGAGAAAGUUGCAUGAGAGUUGCGUGCGUGUUGCGUGCGAGUUGCGACAGAGAGUUCCGUGAGUGUUGCGUGCGUGUUGCGUGCGACUUGCGAGAGAGAGAGAGAGAGUUGCGUGAGAAAGUGCUAUGACGAAUCAUCCUUUGCUGGUUCGUUGCAUGAGAGUAGCGUGCGAGUUGCGUGGGAGAAUUUCGUGAGAAUUGCACGAGAGUUGCGUGACAGUUCGUGACAGAAUUGCGUGAGAGAGUCGCGUGCGAGUUGAUGCGUGUUACACGAGAGUUACGUGAGAAUUGCAUGAAGUUGCAUCAAAGUUGGCGCGAGAACUAAUAAUAUUCCGAAAUCUUUUAGGUUUGACGAACGUCCUUCAGAGUACAAUAUUAUCACGGAUAAGCUGCUUACUGCUCAGAACAAACUAGCAAUGUUGAGAAGUCGGACAGUACGAUGUCUCACAAAGGUAACUGUGUGCUAAAAAGCUUUAUAAUAUAGCGUUUGUAUAUUCUGAACGCUGAUUGGCUAAGAGCCGUGUUGAUAUAACUCAAUGUCAACACGGAAACAUCGGAAAAUUUCUUUUUUUAUAUUUCUUUGUGCUAUAUUAUAAAACAAAUAUAGAACAUUUUUUUCCGUAUUGAAAUAUAGUUAUAUCAACACUCAUGGAAAUUGGGAAAACUCGAAAUUGUGUGCAAACACUCCGCCCUUCGGGCGUCGUGUUUCCACACAAUUUCUCGUUUUCCCAAUUUCCACUCGUGUUGAUAUAACUGUAUAUCAACACGGAAAUGUUUUAUAUUUGUUAAUUAUCAUUUCUAAACUAUCUCGAGGUCUAAGUAAGGGGCAUCUCUUAUUGCGCCAGUGUUUCUACAGCGGCAAAGCAUAGCCCACUUGCACUUCAAACCAUAGUACCACUUGCACUUCAAACCAUAGUACCAUUUGCACAAACUUUGUACAAAUUCCAGUCAAAUUUCGUCUAAACCUCUGUAAGAAGUGCUUCUUAGCGUUUUCUAUUUAGAAUUUGUUGUUUUGUGGCAAAAUGUUUGCUUUAGUAGUUCAAUUUUUCCUUGCGUGAUAUAUAUUCUGAAUUAAAUUACAGUAUCUAUUGUUUGAAACAAAAAAAUCAAAACACGCGCAUGAGCAGAACAGACUUGUCAGCUCUUUAAUCGUAUGAUUACCUAUACAUUCACAGCAAAUUCAACAGAGAUGUGGUGAUUCUAACAUGCAGCUACCUCGUUGGUCAGUGAACACGGAUAAAGAAAUCAUCCGAGACCCAAAUGACUCUUUCACCAAUAGCGAACCUUAUCUUCACGAAUCAGUCGCACCAGAAACGAAUGAUUCCCCAAAUGAAAGCACAACUAUAAUGAAAUCUGAAAACCUUAAUAAUACCAUUUAUGAAAAUUGUAACGGAUUUGAAAAAACGUACGAGACAAGUUCUAAUUUUGAUAGAACUGUUGAUGUAUUCGAGGAAAAUAAUGCACAAAACAAAAGUGAAGUUUUACAAAAACAGUCGGGAAACGGACACCAAAACGGUAAUCCUCAACUUUCGGACGAAGAUAAGCUUUUGCACGAAGAUAAAAUUAAUACAAGUACUGUCUCAGACCGCCCCAAAGAUAGUUUAGAUACGGAAAAUCCGCAAAAAGGCAAAAAUAUAAACACGAUUGUCCAGCCUCGAAAAGGCGGGAAGAACAAUACCGUUACUGGUACUGAAACUCGUCAGGAAGCAUCGUUUGAUUCGUAUAAGCUCGAAAAAGUGAAGGAAGAUUUCAGCUUGGCCAAUUCAAUUCACGACGAAAGGAAACACGAUUCCGAACAGCAAUUCGUAAAUUCACAUGCAGCAGACACGGGAGUACAACUGUUUUUGAACGUUUCCAAUUUUAAUUCUGACGAAAGCGAUGGGGAGACACCUCGCGUUAAUAGCAUUAGCAAACAUAUACUUGAACCUGUCGAGGAAAGAGUUACCGUUGAAGUAUUGCAGCCCAGGCAGAGUGGAGUUGCUGAGAUGUCGGAGAAAGAAGGACUACAAGUUGGGUAUAAUGCUCCUAAGCUGGUUGACGAAGAUUCUCAUACAAACGCAGUAAGUCUUUGGGUUUAA
Messenger RNA from Paramuricea clavata, 5998 nucleotides. NCBI's taxonomy places the organism in Eukaryota, Metazoa, Cnidaria, Anthozoa, Malacalcyonacea, Plexauridae. The record is from the annotation of a GenBank genome assembly.